CCUCUACUAAAAUGGUAGCUUAAACCACAACAUGAUCAAAAGGAGCAGAAGAAAACACCACCUUUCAAAGGCAGCCUCCAAAAACAGAGGCACCAAAGGAAGCUUUUUCUAGGAGUAGCCUCUAAAGUUGUAGAACUGCUGGAAAGUUUGGGCUCCUAUCUACCCUGAUGGUAUUGCUAGCCAGAGGGUACAUUUUGGCUGACAUAAGAACUGGAGGCUGGCUGAUUCACAGUUUUUCACCAUGAGGCGCUCCAGUGGCAUGCAAGAAGAGUCGCCCUUUCCAGGAGUUGGAGGUCCUACAUCCCCAAGGCCUCAAGUUGCACCCCUCCAAGAUCAUGGGGCAUAUGAGAGUGAACGCCAAACCGAUCCUCCUGAUUCAGGAGUGAAGCUGGAGAGCAAGGAGACCGUGGAAUAUGUCAAUUUACCCUACUUGUCAUCACAAGCUAACAAGUUCUUGGAUGUGCAGCCUCUUAGCUCUCAGGAGGGAGCUGUAUCCAGGAGGGUGGGUAAGCAGGAUACAAGUCAUGGGUUAGCCCUGCCAGCCAGACCUGCAUCACUCCCUGCCCCCAUCGCAGCCACGGUGCCUGUCAGCACAGAAAUCCCAAGCGUGCACUAUGCAUCAUCGCUUUGCCUAAUAAACACUGCUGUCCCUGGGCCCCAGAGUGGCCAAGCCUUGCUCCCAGGCACACAAGCUUCUGCAGCUGAGCAGUUGAGAACCUUGCCCAGUUUACCACCAAGGCAAAGGAAACCCAGUUCUGAAAAAUGGCAACACUUUGCUCUGCACAGAACAGAAGAAAAUGUGGCUGUGUGCAAGAUGUGCCACCUCAAAAUUCAGCUCGUGGAAGAAGACGUCUCCAAGAAUUUGUGCAAAGCCCCCCUACGUGAGCACCUGCUGUUUUACCACCCACAUCUUCUGUCCCAGAAAGCUGCACCCCCACAAGAAACUGCACUGGCAGCUGCAGAGUUGCAAGCCAGUGAGGAGUCAGAUGGGGCACUGAAGCACUGGGGUCCUACACACCCAACUGCAGUACUGUACAACACUGAAUGUGCCUGGAUGCUAGUAGAUGAGAUGCUCCCAUACUCCCUGGUCGAUACUCAUGGAUUCCGGAAGUUGAUGCGUACCGUGGCCCCAAAGUGGAAGGUGCCCGGACAGAGUUUCUUUGAAAAGCAAGCUGUGCCAGCCUUGGAAAAAAGCAUCAAUGGAGCAAUUGAGCAAGACCUGAAGAGGUCUCUCUGCUCAGUAGUCCACUUCACCAUGGGUGGCUUGGCCACUGACCCAACAUGCUACUUGUCUCUUCUGGCACACUGGGUUACAGACAUUGAUGGUGUUCUCUGCAGGCGCCUGGCAGUGGCGGCCGUGUUCGAGGUGCAGGAGAACAACAUGCCAGGAACAAUAGCCCUCAGACUAGAAGAGGUGAGGGCCAGGUGGCUCCGUCCCUUGCGGCUGGAAAUGGGGUAUGUGACCACCACCAGCUGGUUAUUGGCAAAAGAGGUAGAGGGUUCUUGUCUGGGGCCUCUUAUCUGCCCUGCAAAAUGCUUGAGCCGGCUGCUGCAAGACGUGAUGGAAAGAUCUCCCACUGAGUGGUUGCAAGUCCUAGAGGACAUCUGCAGGCAAUCCCAUCUCUCUUCGGAGGAUCGAGUCAGCCUGCAUGAAUUGCAGUCAAAAUAUGGGCUCCCUCAUGAACAGCUGCCAGAAGAGAUGCCAACAUCAUGGCAAGCCAUCCUUCAUGUGGUGGAACUUCUUCUAGCUCAGGAACCUGCCUUUCGUGACUACAUGGAGAACAUUGGCCUCAACCUUGCACCUGAGGACUGGAGUCUGAUGUACCAUCUAGUCCACCUGCUGAAACCAUUUGAAGAUGCCAUCAGUAUGAUUAAUAAGGGAAAUGCUACCCUGGGCCAAAUCCUUCAUGUGUUGCAUGUGCCAAACAGCAGGAUAAAAGGGUUUCUCCAACAGCUGCAGCAAGAAAGAGAUGCUUCUGCUUCUGCACUUGUCCGCUUCGCCUCUGAGCUGCUGCAAUCUCUGGAAAGUAGCAGAGACCUAGAAACAAUAAGAGCUGACAUUAUCUACCAGAAUGCAGCCUUCCUGCACCCACACUUCAGGGAUUGCACAUUUAUAUAUUCAAAAGGAGAUGUGGAGCUGGGCAGGGAGCAGUUGAAGGCGAGGGUGAUACUGCUGACUGAGAAGGAAUACUUGAGGUCCUUCCGUGACCAUGCAGCUUCCUCUUCUAUUGAAACGGAAGGCCAGUCCAUGUAUUGCAAAGCGAUGGAGGUGGCAAGGCAAGAACUGGACUCCUACCUGCAGGACCAGAUUGACCUUACCCAGUUGGACUUGGAUCCCUUGGUCUACUGGAAUGCCAAGCAGCAUGCAUGGCCAUUCCUCUCCCAAGUGGCAUUUCAGUAUUUCUCAUGUCCUGCCACCACUUUCUUCGCAGAUUUGGUUCUUGAUGUGGAAGGCUUGUUUGGAUCAGGCAAAUUUCAAGAGAGGCUUGCACUUAUCAGCCUGAAUGCAGACUGGGUGCCUGCAGAAUUCCGGGUUCCCCCCCUUCAGGGUACUGAGGAUGGACUGGAACCAGAGGACUGAGUGAUUGCAUGGAGGGGAGUGAUAGGACAUUAGUAGUAUUCAUGGCACUAAUAACUAAAUGUUGCACACUAUUGCUACUUCUUACAUGUCUAUAUAUAAAACAGAAUCUGGCUUUUGUAUUUAAUUGUACACCAGUCUGACUUUGGCAGACUUCUUAAGGGUUAUUGACUCGACAUGUGGUGUUGGCUUAAUGGAAUUCUGAAUAUAUUCAAUAAAAGUUACUGAAAUCUCAA
Messenger RNA from Hemicordylus capensis (graceful crag lizard), 2814 nucleotides. Its product is annotated as zinc finger BED domain-containing protein 4-like. The record is from RefSeq and is a predicted model, not a curated record. Bases 242 to 2581 code for a protein of 779 amino acids. The transcript has 2 exons. Gene Ontology annotation, molecular function: protein dimerization activity. NCBI's taxonomy places the organism in Eukaryota, Metazoa, Chordata, Lepidosauria, Squamata, Cordylidae.